GUUUUUGCAUACGGUCAAGUCACGUGGCUUCUCCCCUCCCCACUCCGCUCGAACGAUGCCAUGGCGAUCGCGAAGUUCUCGUCGCUCUGAAUCCACGGCGCUUCCCCUCUCUUCCCCUCGCUCGCCCCAGGCCGAAGCACGGGGGCGUCGUCGCGGCGGUUCCCGUUGAGACCGGCGGAGUCGGUCUAGCACUCGGGAUCUGCUGAUUCCGUGGAUCCACGCGGCGAGGUCAAUCUGAGCGCCAUCCUCUGCGAUCUCUCUCUCUCUCUCUCUCCGCCGGAGUGUCGGAGGGGUUGCCGUUUCUGUUCCCGUCGCGUCCGGAAAUGGAGGAGUUCGUCGAGAAGUUGCCGGCCAUGGAUCUGAUGCGCUCGGAGCAGAUGACCUUCGUCCAGUUCAUCAUCCCCGUCGAGUCCGCUCACCGUGCCGUGUCCUACCUCGGCGAGGUCGGCCUCGUCCAGUUCCGCGACUUAAAUGCUGAGAAAAGCCCUUUCCAGAGAACAUUUGUUAAUCAGGUGAAACGUUGUGGGGAGAUGUCAAGGAAAUUGCGGUUUUUUAGAGAUCAAGUUGGUAAAGCUGGUAUAAUGUCUCCUGAGAAUCCAGUUGUGCAACCAGAUGUUGUGUUGGAGGAACUAGAGAUUCAGCUUGCUGAACAUGAACAUGAGCUUAUUGAAAUGAACUCUAACAGUGAGCGUCUCAGACAAUCUUACAAUGAGUUACUGGAAUUUAAGAUGGUAUUGCAAGAGGCAGGUGGCUUUCUUUUCUCAGGAAAGAACCAUCCUGUUGCAGAAGAGAGAGAAUUGGAUGAAACUGCAUACUCAAACGACUAUGUUGAGACUGCUUCCUUACUUGAAAAGGAGAUGAAACCAGGAACAUUGGAACAAUCUGGUUUGAACUAUAUCAGCGGGAUAAUUUGCCAGACCAAAAUACUUAUGUUUGAGAGGAUGCUUUUUCGUGCGACAAGAGGCAAUAUGCUUUUCAACCAGGCACCAGCUAAUGAAGGCAUCAUGGACCCUGUAACAUCUGAAAUGGUUGAUAAAGUUGUUUUUUUGGUUUAUUUCUCUGGAGAGCAAGCAAGGAAGAAGAUUAGAAAAAUUUGUGAAGCAUUUGGUGCAAACUGUUAUCCUGUUCCAGAUGAUAUUACCAAACAAAGGCAAAUGACUAGAGAAGUUUUGUCACGUCUUUCUGAGCUGGAAGCAACCCUGGAUGCGGGGAUACGUCAUCGAAAUACAGCCCUUAGUUCCAUAAGCCUCCAUCUGCCAAAAUGGACAAACCUGGUAAGAAGGGAGAAAGCAGUAUAUGAUACAUUGAAUAUGCUUAAUUUUGAUGUUACGAAAAAGUGUCUUGUUGGAGAAGGAUGGUGCCCAAUCUUUGCCAAAGCUAAGAUCCAGGAGGUGCUGCAGCGUGCAACAUUUGAUAGUAAUUCACAAGUGGGCAUCAUAUUUCAUACGAUGGAUGCAGUAGAAUCUCCACCAACAUUUUUUAGAACCAAUAAGUUUACAAAUGCAUAUCAGGAAAUUGUUGAUGCAUAUGGAGUUGCCAGGUAUCAAGAAGCAAAUCCUGCAGUAUACACCGUCGUUACAUUUCCAUUUCUUUUUGCGGUCAUGUUUGGGGAUUGGGGUCAUGGGAUAUGCUUGUUGUUGGGAGCUUUAGUCCUCAUUGCUCAGGAAAGUAAGCUCAGUAAUAAGAAACUGGGCAGCUUUAUGGAGAUGUUAUUUGGCGGACGUUAUGUUCUCCUUUUGAUGUCCCUAUUUUCAAUAUACUGUGGGUUGAUUUACAACGAAUUCUUCUCUGUACCAUUUCACAUAUUUGGUCGGUCUGCUUACAAAUGUCGGGAUACUACUUGCAGUGAUGCACAAUCGGCUGGUUUAAUUAAAUACCGAGAUCCUUAUCCAUUCGGUGUGGAUCCUAGUUGGCGUGGAAGUCGUUCUGAACUUCCUUUUUUGAACUCGCUCAAGAUGAAGAUGUCUAUUCUAUUGGGUGUGGUGCAAAUGAAUUUAGGGAUCAUUAUGAGUUAUUUCAAUGCAAGAUAUUUUGAAAGUUCUCUGGAUAUCAGGUAUCAGUUUGUGCCGCAGAUGAUUUUUCUCAACAGCCUUUUUGGAUAUCUUUCACUUCUUAUUGUUAUCAAGUGGUGCACCGGUUCUCAAGCCGAUCUUUACCAUGUUAUGAUUUACAUGUUUCUGAGUCCUACUGAUGAUCUUGGGGAGAACCAACUGUUUUGGGGCCAGCGGCCACUUCAGAUCCUUCUAUUGCUUUUGGCUCUUAUUGCUGUCCCAUGGAUGCUCUUUCCAAAACCUUUUAUAUUGAAAAGGCUUCACAUUGAGCGAUUCCAAGGUCGUACUUACGGGGUGCUUGGUAUUUCUGAGAUGGAUGUUGAAGCAGAACCUGAUUCUGCCCGCUCCUGGCAACAUCACGACGAUUUUAAUUUCAGUGAGGUUUUUGUGCAUCAAAUGAUACACUCUAUAGAAUUUGUCUUAGGUGCUGUUUCCAAUACGGCUUCUUAUCUUCGUCUUUGGGCUUUGAGCUUGGCCCACUCGGAAUUGUCGACGGUCUUCUACGAGAAAGUGCUCCUACUUGCCUGGGGGUAUGACAACGUGAUCAUUCGGUUGGUGGGUAUCGCCGUUUUUGCUUUUGCGACUGCCUUCAUUCUUCUAAUGAUGGAGACCCUGAGCGCUUUUCUUCAUGCCCUGCGUCUUCAUUGGGUAGAAUUUCAAAAUAAGUUCUACCAUGGUGACGGUUACAAGUUUAAACCUUUCUCCUUUGCAUUAUUAAACGAUGAUGAUGAGUAAUCACAAACCUGUUAUCCCAAUUUUGAGACUUAGGAUAUUUAGAAAGGAAGGAUUUAACUAAUGAAACAAGGAGCAGAGAAUGCGCCGAAAAAUAACGGUAUCCCUGAAGUGCUUUUCAGGUUUUAUAACAUAGUGCUUGAUACGUAGUACAUUCGUGGAAGAUAGUCUUAGUUUCUUUCACCCUGUCAGUAUAUACGAGGGUCACCUGGAGGAAGUCUAUUUCAUUCGUCUUUUGCUACAAAUUUUUCUUCGAGUAGGAUCAUCACUUGUAAAGAGGGAGCCAUGGAGCUAUUUUACCUUACAAAUUUUGGCGUCGAGUUCCCUCGAAGUCAGAUAUGUAAAUUUCACUCUGAAGCUAGCUUGGAUUUGAGGAAAUAAGCAAUUUUUAUUUCCAUUGUUUGCAAUACGAGUAAUUUCUGGCA
Molecule: messenger RNA, 3208 nt
Organism: Syzygium oleosum
Lineage: Eukaryota; Viridiplantae; Streptophyta; Magnoliopsida; Myrtales; Myrtaceae
Product: V-type proton ATPase subunit a1-like
Exons: 18
Coding region: 324-2786 (820 amino acids)
Biological process (GO): proton transmembrane transport; vacuolar acidification
Cellular component (GO): vacuolar proton-transporting V-type ATPase complex; vacuolar proton-transporting V-type ATPase, V0 domain
Molecular function (GO): proton-transporting ATPase activity, rotational mechanism; ATPase binding
Source: RefSeq, a predicted model, not a curated record